This is a messenger RNA of Oryza brachyantha (malo sina), 2876 nucleotides long. Its product is annotated as serine/threonine-protein kinase CTR1-like. The transcript has 16 exons. NCBI's taxonomy places the organism in Eukaryota, Viridiplantae, Streptophyta, Magnoliopsida, Poales, Poaceae. The record is from RefSeq and is a predicted model, not a curated record. Gene Ontology annotation, biological process: protein phosphorylation. The coding region runs from base 249 to 2549 and encodes 766 amino acids. Gene Ontology annotation, molecular function: ATP binding; protein kinase activity.
CUCUCCUCCUCCCUCCUCCUCCUCCUCGUCACGCACGCGGCCAUGCCGUCUCGUCUCGACAACUCCGUCCGCGAAGGAAUCCCCCCCCCUACCCCACGGCCACGCGCACGCCCGCGUCCACUGGCCGAGCUCCUCCCGCGCGUGGCGGUCACGCCAAUCGGAGAGAGAGAGAGAGAGAGUGAGGCAGAGAGCCGCAUAGUAGGCACGCGGCCCACGCCACGACCGACCACGGCGCGGCGGGAGCGACGAUGAAGGCCGACGCCAAGUGGCCCGUGAUGGUGGGCGGCGGCGGCGGGAGGCGCGCGGCGCCCGCGGUGGCGUACAACCUCCUCGCCGCCUCCCCGCCCGCCAGCGACGGCGACGAGGGCUGCCCGCCUGCGGCGGGCCCCGACGACGAGGCGUCCCACUCGUUCGAGUCCCGGUGGCACGGCGUGGCGGACUGGCUGCGGCUGCAGAGGCAGUCGAGCGGGAGCAGCGCCGCCGGCGACGACGGGGACGGCUCCUCCUCUGUCUCCACCCUCGCCACCGCGGACAAGGGCGACCCCGCGGAUCGCCCUCCCGGCAGUAGCGGCGGCAGCAAGAGCUGGGCGCAGCAGGCGGAGGAGGCAUACCAGCUCCAGCUCGCUCUCGCGCUCCGUCUCUGCUCCGAGGCCGCCACCGCCUCUGACCCCAACCUCCUCGAAUCCGCCGCAGCGUCCGACCACCACCACGCGGCCUCGCCCCAAUCCAUCUCACACCGCUUCUGGGUGAACGGCAGCUUGUCCUACUCCGACAAGGUCCCCGAUGGCUUCUACCUCAUCCAGGGGAUGGAUCCCUUCGUAUGGACUCUCUGCAAUGACGACACCCGAGUGCCCUCGAUCGAGUCUCUCAGGGCUGUGAAUCCCACGGAGUCCUCCAUCGAGGUGGUCCUCAUAGAUAGGAUGGCCGACUAUGAUCUGAGGCAACUGAUAAGCACGGCAAUUGACGUUUCACGGAGCCGUGCUGACUACAAGGAAAUCACCACUCGCAUUGCUGGCAUUGUGUCCUCAAAGAUGGGGGGUUCCGUAGCAUCUACCGAAGAACAUGAACUGUGUCCCCAGUGGAGAGACUCUGCUGGGUUCCUGAAUAUUAGUUCAGGUUCUGUUGUGCUUCCAAUUGGGAAGUUAUCAAUUGGUCUUUGCCGGCACCGAGCAUUGCUGUUUAAGACCCUAGCAGACACUAUCAAUCUCCCAUGUCGAGUUGUGACGGGAUGCAGGUACUGCAAAUCUGCGGGUGCUGCCUCAUGCUUGGUGCACUUUGGCCAUGACAGGGAAUAUCUGGUUGAUUUGAUAGGGAACCCAGGCUUCUUAUCUGAACCUGACUCCCUCUUAAAUGGACUCUCAUCCAUUUCAGUUUCGUCACCAUUGCGCCCACCAAAAUACAAUUCAGCUGAUAUUGUUAAUAAUUUCAAGUCAUUGGCGAAGCAAUAUUUCCUUGAUUGCCAAUCACUAAAUAUGAUGUUCAAUGAUCCAACAACAGGAACGGUUGUUGACUUAGAUGAAGCUAUAGGAUCAAAUAUUGGUCCAAACUUAUUGCCUGCAACAAACAGCGAUUUUCAAGCUACCAUUUCUUAUCAUAGUCGUGGUGCUCAGUCCAGUAGUCAGGAUGGAAAAAAUGUUGUGCAAAAGAGUUUUCUUGAGGAUACUCAAUCUGCACAUAGUGACCCCUUCAGUGAUAUAUCUAUCGACAGCGAAGACUUGAUUAUUCCAUGGAGUGAACUUGUUUUGAAAGAGAAAAUUGGAGCUGGCUCAUUUGGAACUGUGCAACGUGCUGAUUGGAAUGGCUCGGAUGUUGCUGUGAAGAUUCUAAUGGAGCAAGACUUCCACCCACAGCGUCUCAAAGAAUUUCUUAGAGAGGUUGCAAUUAUGAAAAGUCUGCGGCAUCCAAACAUUGUUCUUUUUAUGGGUGCUGUUACACAGCCGCCUAACCUUUCAAUUGUGACAGAAUAUCUGUCAAGAGGUAGCCUAUACAGGAUUUUGCACAAGCAUGGUGCAAGGGAAAAUCUAGAUGAGAAGCGGCGAUUGAGUAUGGCUUUUGACGUGGCUAGGGGGAUGAAUUACCUUCACAAGCGCAACCCUCCUAUAGUCCACCGGGAUCUAAAGUCACCAAACCUGUUGGUUGAUAAAAAGUACACUGUGAAGGUCUGUGACUUUGGUCUCUCCAGAUUGAAGGCCAACACAUUUUUGUCUUCCAAGACUGCAGCAGGGACUCCUGAGUGGAUGGCACCAGAAGUUAUACGAGAUGAGCCAUCAAAUGAGAAGUCUGAUGUGUACAGCUUUGGUGUUAUCCUAUGGGAGCUCAUGACAUUGCAACAACCCUGGAGUACUUUAAAUCCAGCUCAGGUUGUAGCAGCUGUUGGUUUUAAUGGGCGAAGGCUCGACAUUCCAAGUAGUGUUGAUCCAAAAGUGGCAGCAAUAAUUGAAUCCUGCUGGACAAAAGAACCCUGGAGACGGCCCUCUUUUGCCAGUAUCAUGGAAUCCCUGAAACCUCUAAUCAAAACUCCCCAUCAACUUCAAGAGGAUAUCAGUUAACGGUUCAUGAGCACCUUCAAAAUUUUGAAGAUACGGGCUUUUGACAACUUACAAGGUGACUAGCUAUCUUAGUCAUUAAUUUUAUAUGUUUGAAUUCAAACAUUCUUCUUCUUUUGACUUCUGAUACUUGUCAGUAAUAUUUUUGCUCCGGAAACUAUUUAAGUUCAUAGCUCUUCCAUAAACUGCUAAAUUAGUUAUUGGCUUAUUGCAUCAACAAAGUUCAUUUUUCAUCAUGAUGUAUAUAUUCAUACCAUGAUGUACCGUACAUACAAAAUGAACAGACAACUGAAAUAAAGCCCAUCAUUUCGUUGGCCUCGGCUAACGCUU